CGGCGGGAAGCGGGGCCAGCGCCGCGCCGGAGUAGCGCGCUUGCACGGGGCCGGGCCGGGGCCGCUUCCCGCUGAGGGCCCGCAUCCGGGCGGCGCCGGGCCGCGGAGAGCGGAGAGGCGGAGAGGCGGAGAGCGGAGAGCGGUGAGCGUGGAGAUCCGGAGAGCCGUGAGCGUCCGUUGGGCUCCGUUCGCGUCGGCGUCGGCUGGGCGCUGCGGCAGUAUAUGGUAAACCAGCAGUUCUGACCACCUUAAUGAUGAAAACAGAAGCUAAGGAUGGAGAGGAGGAAAGCCUGCAAACAGCAUUCAAAAAGCUGAGAGUUGAUGCAGCUGGCUCUACUGCUUCUCUUUCUAUUGGUGAAGGGACACGAGCACUGGUUAGAGCAGCAGCAGAUGAAACCAAACCUAAGAAUGCUUGUACUUCUAAGGAUACCUGGCAUGGGUCUGUGAAGAAACCUUCCAGAGGAGCUGUGAGAACUCAGCGUCGCAGGCGUUCCAAGUCCCCAAUUCUUCAUCCUCCAAAAUUUAUUCACUGCAGCACAAAAUCACAAUCCACGUGCAACCAACUGAUGCACAAAGGCCAGAUUGAUGCCCCAGCUGAUGGCAGUGCAUUUGGAAUAUUAGUCCCAAAGGAAGCUUGUGCACACGAACGAUGCAGUAUUGCCUCAGACAUUGGCCAGAAAAGAGAUGGUGUCGGUUGUUCCGGAGCCUCUGUUGCACAGUCCACGUCAGUGAACACACAAGAAAAUUCUCCCACUGCCAUUUCUUUAGUAUCUGAAGCAAGCCUAAAGACUGCAGAGCUCUCUGACUUCCGAUCUGUGUCCAAGCUGAACAAGCAUAAGCCAUGUGCCUGCGUAGAUAAAGCCUGUCAGUGUAAACGAUGGCAAGAAAUGGAGGUGUAUAAAUUCUCUGGCUUGCAGAACACUUUCACGUUGGCAUCUGAUAGAAGAACAGUUGCAGAGGAUCACUCCCAGUCUUUGCUAUCGAGAACUCCAUCGAGUUCCCCACGCUCUUGCUCUGAGCAAGCCAGAGCCUUUGUGGAUGAUGUGACUAUCGAAGACCUUUCAGGAUACAUGGAAUAUUACUUGUAUAUUCCAAAGAAAAUGUCUCACAUGGCAGAAAUGAUGUAUACCUGAAAACAAGGACUGCUAAAAACAGAAGGGUGGGUGGUUUGUACAUGUCCUUAGUCACAGUCAUGUGAGAUGGAACCUGAUCAUUGCUCACUGUGCUUGCAAUAAAAUCCUUUCUUCGCAUCUUAGCUGAUGUUCAUUAUUUCAGCUGGACAAAUGCUAGCUUCAGCAUGAUAGUUUAAACUUGGAAUAGAUAAUGAAGUAAAUAUAGACAAUGUGUUUAGAGAGUAUCUGUCUAUGCUUGAGUCCUAACAUGGGAAAUUCGACUUAGUUUUCAAAAU
Lagopus muta (rock ptarmigan) is the source of this 1408-nucleotide messenger RNA. Its product is annotated as oxidative stress-responsive serine-rich protein 1-like. NCBI's taxonomy places the organism in Eukaryota, Metazoa, Chordata, Aves, Galliformes, Phasianidae. The record is from RefSeq and is a predicted model, not a curated record. Bases 252 to 1133 code for a protein of 293 amino acids. The transcript is spliced from 4 exons. Gene Ontology annotation, biological process: cellular response to hydrogen peroxide.